GGAGCAGCGGCAGUGGAAGAGGCCACCUUGAACUUCCCAGCUUCAAUUCAUCUCCGCGCAGCCUUAUAUAUCCGGCCCUUUCCUCACCCUUCUGCUUCCUCUUCUCUUGUGUCGUCAGCUUGCUGUGCGCAUCUUGUAUUUCCCUUCUUCCCUUUAUCCCUCCACGGAGGCUCAAUUGAUUGACUGUCUACUUUCUUGUUUGUUUAUCUGGCCUGAGCGCUGCUGUUCAUCAUGCGUUUCAACACGGCGUUCACCUCGGCCCUUGUCUCUUCGGCCACUUUGAUGGGAUAUGCCCAUGCUGAGGAGACCGAAAAGGCGCCUGAAUCUGUUUCCGUCGCUGAGAAGCCCACUUUCACUCCUACCACCCUCAAGGCUCCUUUCCUCGAGCAGUUUACCGAUGACUGGGAGUCUAGAUGGACCCCUUCCCACGCUAAGAAGGAGGACUCCAAGUCGGAGGAGGACUGGGCCUACGUCGGUGAAUGGGCCGUCGAAGAGGCCACUGUUCUCAAUGGCAUGGAGGGCGACAAGGGUCUCGUUGUGAAGAACCCUGCUGCUCACCACGCUAUCUCGGCCAAGUUCCCCAAGAAGAUUGACAACAAGGGCAAGACUUUGGUUGUUCAGUAUGAGGUCAAGCCCCAGAACUCCCUCGUUUGUGGUGGUGCCUACAUGAAGAUCCUUCAGGAGAACAAGAAGCUCCACGCUGAAGAGUUCUCCAACACCUCUCCCUAUGUCAUCAUGUUUGGUCCCGACAAGUGCGGUGCUACCAACAAGGUUCACUUCAUCUUCCGCCACAAGAACCCCAAGACCGGCGAGUACGAGGAGAAGCACCUCAAGGCGCCUCCCGCUGCCCGUACCUCCAAGCUCACCUCCGUUUACACCCUGAUCGUCAGACCCGACCAGACCUUCCAGAUUCAGAUUGAUGGCGAAGCUGUCAAGAACGGUACCCUCCUUGAGGAUUUCAGCCCCCCUGUCAACCCCGAGAAGGAAAUCGAUGACCCCAAAGACAAGAAGCCCGCCGACUGGGUCGAUGAGUCUAAGAUCCCCGACCCUAAGGCCACCAAGCCCGAGGACUGGGAUGAGGAAGCUCCCUUCGAGAUUGUCGACGAGGAGGCUACCAAGCCCGAGGACUGGCUCGAGGAGGAACCCACCAGCAUUCCCGACCCUGAGGCCGAGAAGCCCGAGGAUUGGGAUGACGAGGAGGACGGUGACUGGGUCCCCCCUACUGUCCCCAACCCCCAGUGCAGUGAGGUCUCCGGAUGUGGCCCCUGGUCUCCUCCCUUGAAGAAGAACCCUGCCUACAAGGGCAAGUGGUCCGCCCCUCUGAUCGACAACCCUGCCUACAAGGGUCCUUGGGCCCCCCGCAAGAUUGCCAACCCUGGCUACUUCGAGGACAAGACUCCCGCCAACUUCGAGCCCAUGGGCGGCAUUGGUUUCGAGAUCUGGACCAUGCAGAAUGACAUCCUGUUCAACAACAUCUACAUUGGUCACUCCGAGGAGGACGCUGAGAAGCUCCGCAAGGAGACCUUCGACGUCAAGCACCCCGUUGAAGUCGCCGAGGAGGAGGCUUCCAAGCCUAAGCCCGAAGAGAAGGCUGCCGCUCCCAGCGUCAGCUUCCAGGAAGACCCCGUCACUUUCGUCCGUGAGAAGGUUGACUACUUCAUCGGCCUCGCCAAGGAGGACCCCGUUCACGCCGUGAAGCAGGUUCCCGAGGUCGCUGGUGGCCUGGGCGCCCUUCUCUUGACCAUGAUUCUCAUCAUCGUGGGUGCCGUUGGAGCCAGCAGCCCGGCCCCCGCUCCCGCCGCCAAGAAGGGCAAGGAGGCUGCCAGUGCCGCCAAGGAGAAGGCUGGAGAGGCCGUCAGCUCCGCCGCGGACACAGGCAAGGGUGGCGCUACCAAGCGUAACACGCGAUCGUCUGCCGAGUAAAGGCGAUCCAUAACUGUUGGGAAAAAAAAAGGAAAUAAAAAGAAAAAGGACAAAAAAAAGAUACAAGAGCAAACCUGUUACAGCGU
Messenger RNA from Aspergillus wentii DTO 134E9, 2009 nucleotides. RefSeq names its product calnexin (gene clxA). The coding region runs from base 232 to 1923 and encodes 563 amino acids. Lineage: Eukaryota; Fungi; Ascomycota; Eurotiomycetes; Eurotiales; Aspergillaceae. Gene Ontology annotation, cellular component: endoplasmic reticulum membrane; endoplasmic reticulum. Gene Ontology annotation, biological process: protein folding. The record is from RefSeq and is a predicted model, not a curated record. Gene Ontology annotation, molecular function: calcium ion binding. The transcript is spliced from 5 exons.